CUAGUUUUCCUUAGUGAAACAGAACACCCUAAACAUAAAUAGUUUAGCCAAAUGAGAAACGGUCUAGUAGCCCAUGUUGAGUUGGAACAUGAGAUUGUGAAAUGGACUAGCUCAACUACGAAUAGCUUAGCACUCAUUUGCAAUACAGUACUCAAACGGUGUAGCGUUGCGUUAAACGGCUCAGGGUAACGUCGAGUAGCACAGCCUACGCACAAACGGUGUAACGUUGCGUCAAAUGGCUCAGCGUAAUGUAGAAUGGUACAGCGUACACACAUAUGGUGUAGCGCUGCGGGAAAUGGCUCAGCGUAAUGUCGAAUGGUACAGCGUACAUAAAAACAGUGUAACGUUGUGUGAAAUGGCUCAGGGUAAUGUCGAAUGGUACAGCGUACAUACAAACAGUGUAGCGUUGCGUGAAAUGGCUUAGCGUAAUGUCGAAUGGUGCAGCGUACAUACAAACAGUGUAGCGUUGCGUGAAGUGGCUUAGCAUAAUGUCGAAUGGUACAGCGUACACACAAAUGGUGUAGCGUUGCGUGAAAUGGCUCAGCGUAAUGUAGAAUGGUACAGCGUAGACACAAAUAGUGUAGCGUUAGGUCGAAUAGCUUUGCAAAACAUCAGACGCUCUAUCUGAACAUUAAAUUGCUUAGUAUUACUUGAAAUAUUUCGAUGUUGUGGCGAAUCGUCGUGGCGUGACGUGAAGGCCAUGCCACUCCUGUAUUAGCUAUGCUAUCCUGCAACUGAUCCUUAAGCCAUCUUUGUAUUUGCUGAUCUAUACGACAUCCUUGUAUUUUUGGUGGUGACGGCCGCCAAGGCAUCUCGCCGAAACCACCAAAAGUACAAACCGCAAAUGGAACAGCGAUCUGCUGGGGGCAUGACGUCAUCGAAUGUGAAGACUGACACGAAAUCAUUACAUGGCGUAGCCGCUGUAUGGAAUAGUCUUCACUUCGCUUUGCCAUAAAGCAGAGCCAAUUCGGUAUCGUUGUUUGUUGUCCUUCAGUACUGUUAAGAGUCAUGGACUUUCGUCAGCAUUUAUCAGAUUCCCUAAAUGAAAUAACUGAAUAUAUACAAGAAGGCGGAAAUCGUGGAGGUGAUUCAGAGAAUACUGUUUUAAGACUGGAGGUUCUUUACGAGGCAGCGUUGAUCAAUGGGGACAUUCCUUUAGAUGCGGUUGACUUAAUCAAUCAAGCUCGUACACACCUGAACGUAAACUUGCAUCAACAAGAGCCUUUUCGUGGGUAUGAAGCACCAGCAGUGAGUGAGGCAGGUCGCCGAGGAAGACCUAAGUUUGCGAUUUCCGAGAAGCAGCUGCUUUUUUUCAGAGAGAACAACUUCACGUAUAAAGACAUGGCUCUAAUGCUUGGGGUUAGCAAGCGAACUAUUGAAAACCGUAUGGCCGAGUACGAGUUGACGAACAAGUCCCGCUACAGUGACAUAGAGGACGAUUUCCUGGAUUCUUUAAUCCAGCGUAUCAUGACAAAUUUCCCUAGAUCGGGUUACAAAACAAUCGAGGGUUACCUUGUUUCGCAAGGUGUACAUGUGCAGAGGUGGAGACUAAGGAGUGCCAUAAAGAGAGUCGAUCCCAUUGGCAGGAGGCUAAGGUCUAUGAAUGCCAUCCGUAGACGAGUGUAUAACGAGGAUAGGAUAGAUAGUGGAUAG
This is a messenger RNA of Pocillopora verrucosa, 1653 nucleotides long. The record is from RefSeq and is a predicted model, not a curated record. NCBI's taxonomy places the organism in Eukaryota, Metazoa, Cnidaria, Anthozoa, Scleractinia, Pocilloporidae.